Molecule: messenger RNA, 1500 nt
Organism: Aspergillus calidoustus
Lineage: Eukaryota; Fungi; Ascomycota; Eurotiomycetes; Eurotiales; Aspergillaceae
Source: the annotation of a GenBank genome assembly
AUGUUCCACCACGUCUAUCUCCUCGGUUAUUCACUUCCGGGUCCAAAUUCCAGCCUGGUGAUCGCAGGGUCGACGGUGCUAGUAUACCUCCUCACCAACGCCAUAUACAACAUCUACUUCCACCCGCUCCGCCGCUUCCCAGGCCCCGUAUCUCACGCAAUCUCCCGAAUCCCCUACUUCUACCGCGCCUGCAGCGGAACCCUCCCCUUCGACAUGCUAUCCCUGCACACACGCUACGGCGACAUCGUCCGGAUCGCCCCCGACGAACUCGCCUUCUCGCACCCGGAUGCCUGGAAGGAUAUAAUGGGCCACAAGAACGGGUUGCCGGAGAUGGCCAAGGCUGAUUGGUUCUACCGGCCGCUCGUCGACGAGCCGCUACAUGUCGUUAAUGAGGAUAAUGACCAGCAUAAGCGGCUCCGUCGGCAGCUUGCGUAUGGGUUUUCGGAGAAGGGGAUGAGGGAGCAGGAACAGCUUAUUAGGGGGUAUGUGGAGAUUUUGCUUGGGAAGCUGCGCGAGAUGGCUGGGACGAGUGAUGCGAUUACAAUCUCUGACUGGUAUAAUUUUACUACGUUUGAUAUUAUUGGGGACCUGGCGUUUGGGCAGCCGUUUGGAUGCUUAGAAGGGUCGGCCUAUGACAUGUGGAUUAAGAGUAUCUUUGACACGGGACAUUUGGGGUCGUACCUGCAGGCGCUGACGUUCUAUCCGUGGCUGCGGAGCGCAAUCAUGGCUCUUGUCCCGCAGUCGGUCAAGGACGGCGCGCAGAGACACAAGGAUCUUGCAAAGAAAAAAAUGCUGCAGCGGAUGGCCAUGCCGGGUGACCGGGCCGACCUUAUUGAAGGGCUGCUGAAGAAGAAGGAUCAAUUGGAUCUGAGCGUCGAACACCUGAUUGCGAACGCUGAAAUCUUGAUAAUUGGUGGCUCCGAGACGACCGCGUCCCUGCUCAGCGGCGUCACAUACCUGCUUCUACGAAACCCUGAGUCUUACGAGAAACUAAAGGACGAGAUCAGAUCUACAUUCCGGACUCAGGAGGACAUUAAUAUGGCUAGUGUGAACAGACUUACCUACAUGCUCGCGUGCCUUGACGAGGCCUUGCGGAUGUACCCUCCGAUCGCCAACGGGCUUCCUCGAGUGACUCCUAAAGGAGGAGCUGCGGUGAUGGGGCAGUAUAUACCCGAGGGCACCAACGUCUCAAUCCACCAAUGGGCCCUCUACCGACGUGAAGACUACUUCGCAGACCCAAACACAUACCACCCCGACAGAUUCAUGGGAAACGUCAAGUUCACCAACGACCGCCGUGAGGCGUUUCAACCCUUCCACUUUGGGCCGAGGAAUUGUAUUGGGAGAAACCUUGCGUACAGCGAGAUGCGGCUCAUUCUCGCACUUAUUAUAUUCAAGUUUGAUAUGACGCUUGCGGAUGAGAGUGUUAAUUGGAUGAAUCAGAAGAACUUUCUGAUGUGGCAAAAGGGCCCGCUGAAGGUCUAUAUUACUCCACGGGUUUAG